Messenger RNA from Leptosomus discolor (cuckoo roller), 1071 nucleotides. The record is from RefSeq and is a predicted model, not a curated record. NCBI's taxonomy places the organism in Eukaryota, Metazoa, Chordata, Aves, Leptosomiformes, Leptosomidae.
UUUUUCAGCUGUGGGCCAAAUGUGCUGCAUCAAUACAGCAGUGCACCGCAAGCUGCAUUCUUUCCACCUCUUCAAAAAAUGAUGUUGCCACCAAAUACCUUUCAAGGGAAAGUGGCCUUUAUAACUGGUGGAGGUACUGGGAUUGGCAAAGGGAUGACCACAACUUUGUCCAGUUUAGGUGCCAAGUGUGUUAUAGCAAGCCGGAAACUCGAUGUUUUGAAAGGAGCAGCAGAAGAAAUUUCUUCUAAAGUAGGGAAUAAGGUUCAUGCCGUCCAGUGUGAUGUGAGAGAUCCAGUUUCAGUUAAGAAUGCUGUUGCUGAAACAAUCCAAGUGGCAGGACAUCCUGAUGUUGUGAUAAACAACGCAGCUGGAAACUUUAUUGCGCCUUCUGAACGACUUUCUGCUAAUGCAUGGAAAGUGAUAACUGAUAUUGUGCUUAAUGGUACUGCUUUUGUAACUCUCGAAAUCGGAAAGGAGCUCAUUAAAGUACAAAAAGGAGCAGCGUUCCUGGCUAUUACGACAAUUUAUGCAGAGAGUGGUUCAGGAUUUGUGUUGCCAAGCGCCGCUGCCAAAGCUGGUGUAGAAGCAAUGAGCAAGUCUCUUGCGGCUGAAUGGGGUAAAUAUGGCAUGAGAUUCAAUGUGAUUCAACCAGGUCCAAUAAAAACAAAGGGUGCUUUUAGCCGCCUUGACCCAACAGGCUCAUUUGAGGAGGAGAUGAUUGAGAGGAUUCCCUGUGGUCGUCUGGGAACUGUAGAAGAAAUUGCAAAUCUUGCUGCUUACUUCUGCAGUGAUUAUGCAAGCUGGGUUAAUGGAGCAGUUAUUAGAAUGGAUGGUGGAGAAUUUGUGUCUAUGGCAGGAGAAUUCAAUCAUUUGAAGAAGGUUACCAAAGAGCAGUGGGAGAUAAUGGAAGCAAUGAUUAGACAAACAAAAGGCUCUUAAAGUCCGUAACUGUAUGGUGGAGAUUUUUGGAAAAGAUCAUCUACUUUUUCAUGAAUAUUUAGAAAUAAUCAAUUGAGAAAUAGUCUUCAAAAUCUUUUGUAUGCUAAUUUCAAUAAAAUAUUUUUAAAUUGU